AUGGAGGAACAAAACUCAAGAAUCUGCGUGGAUUUGAGUUCAUCAUCGAGCACAUACAUUAGCCCAAGUUCGAGCAUGAUUUCUCCAAAAUCGAAUGAUCCACUUGAAAAUCUGCUAAACCUUAAUGAUUUUGAAAUACAAAUAAUUUUAGAUUAUAUCAGUCACGAAACUCAUACCAUCGAAACACAUCCAAACAACGAGGUAAAGGAGUUGGCUGGAAUUCCAAUCAUUUUCAACGAAACCACCCAACCUGAGUCUUCUCCAUCAUCCGCCGUUACUUAUAGCAGCAGGGAUUUCUCACCCGGUGGCGGAAUGAUUUCCGACAACAAAGCUCCGGCAAAGGUAAACGAGGGUUUGUCUGAUGUCAUCCAUAAUCAACGACAACCAUCAAUGGUGGGGUACAGAGGAGUAAGACGACGGUCAUGGGGGAAAUUCGCGGCUGAGAUGCGGAAUCCAAAGACAGGCGUGAGGAUGUGUUUAGGGACUUACAAGACGGCUGAGGAAGCUGCCAUGGCGUAUGAUCGAGAAGCAUUUAAGCUCCGUGGACGUCGCGCAGUAUCAAUUACAGUCACCGGCAGCUCUCUGAUGCCUCACCGGAGAAGACGAUACCAGCAGAAGAAACAACGCCGACUACAUUUUCCGGGCCUAUCUACCCUUUUCGUCCCUAUCCUUUUCUGCUUCAUCGGCUGCGAAUCAACUGACCGCCGUUAUCUUACUUCCACAUCUUCUCUACUCCGAUCGGUGACUUCCAACGAAACAUCAUCGUCUCAGUUUGCUCCAUAUCUUCUCUACUCCGAUCGGUGGCUUCCAACGAAACAUCGUCGUCUCAGACUGGUUUUGCUCCAUCUAACUUUCACCACCUCUCUCUUCUCCCUGCUUCGCACCCUCCGUCGCGUUAUCUUCCCUCCCGCUCCAAUGUCUUUACUGACGCUCACCCCCGCCACUUCGCCACCGUCUCCAUCGAGCCAACUCGGAGACUGCUCCACAGUUAUCAACGUUGGCUUCCAGAUUCCUCCAAACCAUUCUCUUAUCAAUUUCCCUUUCUGGAUUCCGAUAAACCGAAGAGGUAGACGCCUAUUACUCAUCUUCACACUCACCGCUUCCAACUCCUACACAGCACCGAUGUCUUCACGCAUUCGAGCCCUAGAUAGGACCAACGUCUACAAUCGAUUUUGUCUAUCGCCUUUGACUUCCCAUCGAUCCGCAACCAGCGAUUUAGGGAUUAUUGCUCCAGGAGUGAUUGCUACUGGUAUUGGUCUUCUUCUUCAGGAGGUGGAUCCCACUGUGGAGGCCGAAGAAAUCGAUAUUUUAGAUGGAAUGGAAGGAGGGUUUCCUAUAUGAUAUAGCAAAUUCAGUUCUUGGAAUUGAUGAGGCUAUGAGUUUUGCUGAGAUGCUAAAGUGAGUAUUGCUUUAAUACCUUAAUAUUUAUAAAUUCAGAAAGAUGAU
Molecule: messenger RNA, 1446 nt
Organism: Lactuca saligna
Lineage: Eukaryota; Viridiplantae; Streptophyta; Magnoliopsida; Asterales; Asteraceae
Source: the annotation of a GenBank genome assembly